AUGUCGGAAUCUUCGGGAGGACAAACCCAGGGAAAUCCCCUUCAGAAAGGCGCCAUGUUUAUGGCAGGGCUGACUCUGUUGCAGUCUCUCCGUGUGGCGUUAACUGGAGCAAAGUUUGCACUUGACAGAUUUAAAAUUCCUCAACAACAUGCCAGUUCUUUCAUUAACAUGGUCCAUAAUCCUAUGGAGUUGGCAACAUUUACUGGGAUGGCUAUUGUAACUUCUAUAGCAUUAGUGACGGGUGAUAGCUCCAAGGACUUUUUCAGGGGCUUUGCCGCAUUUACAAAUGUGGCACUGUGUCUUUCCUUCAUUAUGCUCCUCUAUGCAUUCACGUCUGGAGGAGAACAGGGAGAUCUAACCUUCUACUACUGGACAAUCGUCUUCGGCUCAUUUAUCUAUGGACUGAAUGUGCCCUGUGUGAUGAAUGUGGCAAGUGCAAAUGCUGCCUUUUUCAAUGUAGGAAUUCCUGUUUCUGGUAUCCAAGUUUCGGUCUACUACUAUGUCUUCACUAAACUUGCUGAGAGGUAUAACUGGUCAAACGUUAGUUACUGGAUCAUAUUUUGGCAACUUAUAAUUGCGAUACUAAUAUCGGCAGCAUCAGCCAUAGUAUGGAUUAUUGCCUAUGGUGAUUCUAAUGGCGAAGGUGGUGGUCAAGGCUUGGAUGGAAUUGAUAAGGCUAUCUCUCCUAUUCUAAUGGGUGUAGUUGGUAUGGGUGGUAUCUACGCUUUCUAUCCUGCUAUUGCUCCUUAUAAACUGACAGAUGUUAGCACAGGUUACAAGAUUGACCUCGUUAUUUUAUUCAUGAGUGCUGUUCCUGGUAUUAUUAUUGCGAUCUUAUGCCUGUAUAAUAAAGGUCCAGAUCAACCAUGGGAAGGUCAAAAUACUAAGUGGAAUGCUACUUGGGUGUUGGCCAUUCCACACAUUACUGCCAUGGUCUUAUGCUUGGUUACACUUCAUUACCCUGGUAGUAGAGUAGCAAGUUCUAUAAAGAGCAGUGGUUUAAGGGUUGGAGUCAUUACUGUGACCCUAAAGUUUUGUGAGGAAGGACUUAAAGCGGUGUCUUAUGCUGGAGGUGGUGCAUAUGGAGGUACUAUUUCGGCUGUUAAUGCGUUUACAUCCCAAGGUUUAAUGAUAGUCUUGGCUUUUACCGGAGACGGCUAUCUUAAGACCUAUUCCAAGUAUGAGCAUGAUCGUAGUAAAUGGCCUACUAAAGACUGUGGGUUCUUUAAGUCCUUAGGAUACUGGACAUGGAAUGGAAUGAAGGUGGCCUGUAAGAGUGUCAAGUCCUCCUUUACCAAGAAUGUCAGAUGCAAGGUUUUGGGUAAAUCAGAGGCCUUACUCAUUGUUUAUGAAGAUCAGGAAUUUUAG
Molecule: messenger RNA, 1368 nt
Organism: Theileria equi strain WA
Lineage: Eukaryota; Apicomplexa; Aconoidasida; Piroplasmida; Theileriidae
Exons: 1
Coding region: 1-1368 (455 amino acids)
Source: RefSeq, a predicted model, not a curated record